Setaria italica (foxtail millet) is the source of this 2216-nucleotide messenger RNA. RefSeq lists its product as uncharacterized. The coding region runs from base 370 to 1536 and encodes 388 amino acids. The record is from RefSeq and is a predicted model, not a curated record. Lineage: Eukaryota; Viridiplantae; Streptophyta; Magnoliopsida; Poales; Poaceae. The transcript is spliced from 4 exons.
GUUAGUUUAAUGCUCCCUUGAUAGAGGCAUUAGCAUUUUUUAUGUGUGCCUCAUCAAUCAGUGCUCAACUGGGGUGGUAUAGUAUAUAUCAAGAACCAUGGUUAAACAGCUGUUGCGUCCUAGCUAUAUCUUGUUCGUCGAGGACCAAACUUAGAAGCAACCAAGUGAGAGAUCCAACACCACCUAAACCACAAGCAUCAUUCCUACACUUAUUGUUCAGUACUCGAGCUCCUUCCACUUCUCCUUCAACUCUCCCAUCCUUCCCUCCACGAUUCUUCUAGCGGCGGCUCACUUUAGGCGGCAUCAAAAGACAACUCACAUAUCGAAUCCUCUCUGAUCUCUAGACCGCUGAUCAAAGAGCUAGCACAAAUGUGCGGAAAGAUGGAGCACAUCCACGUGGACCACAAGAGUUUACUCGGUGGGGAAUUCAAAGACGGCAUUUGUGCCUCAAUUCCCAAACCUCCUCCUUCUAGCACAUCAAGCAGGCCAAACAGCAUGGUUGUCAAGAAGGUGUGCCCGCGUGAGUUCAUCCCGCCGCACAUCAUCGCCGAGGCGAUCUCGACGCUGCACGGGCUGGACCUGCGGUGGUCGGGGCCCAUCACGCCCACCGAGCGCCAGUACGUGGAGCAGUACGUGCUGGCCAUGUACCCGCAGUACUCGCACGGCCUCAUCGAGGACGCCGCCUGCGACAAGGACGACGACCUCGACUCCGCCUACUACAGCGGCGGCGGCACGGCGUCGCCGGAGGCAGCCGGCGGCGAGCGGCGCCGGUCGUCGCCCGCCGGCUCGCCGUCGGCGGCGGCGGCGGUGAUCAGGCCCGACGCGGUGGACGCGGUCCGGCUGGAGCCGUCCCGGCUCCUGGACAUCCUGACGAAGAAGUCGUCCUUCCCCGGGAGCUUCAUCUCCAUCCCGGAGAUCCAGGCCCGGAACCGCGUGCUCCGCCACUGCGGCCUCACCGACGACGAGUACCUCGUGCUCUUCGCGCCAACACCGAGGGACGCCAUGAUGCUGGUGGGCGAGAGCUACCCGUUCUUCCGGAGCAGCUACUACAUGUCGAUCCUGGAGGAGGGCGGCGACUGCGUGCGCGCCUUCGCGGCGUACAAGGAAGCGAAGGUCAUCGCGGCGCCAGAGUCGUGGCUGGACCUCCGGAUCAAGGGCUCCCAGCUCAGCCAGUACUUCCGGCGCAAGUCCAAGCACGCGCCCAAGGGCCUCUUCGCCUACCCCGCCGUCUCCUCCUCCGCCUCCGGCAACGGCGGCGGCCAGCAGCAGCAGCCGGCGGCGCGGUACUCCCUGCACUGGGUCUCCGAGGCGCACCGCAACGCGUGGCACGUGCUCCUGGACGCCACCGCGCUCGCCGUCGGCGAGGACCGGCUCCCGCUCUCGCUGCACCGACCGGACUUCGUGCUGUGCACGCUCGCCGACACGGCCGUGCGCGCGCCGCAGCAGCCUGCGGCGUCGGCGGCGAGGGUCACCUGCCUGCUCGUCCGGCGGAGGUCCUUCGACACCUCGCCGCCGCAACAGCCGCAGAAGCAGUAGUUGCUGCGUAGUUUCUGUGUUACUGUUAGGAGAGAAAACUGCACGUAAGUGAUGACGUGAUGAUGUACGACCUGCUUCUUACGCUGCGUGUGAUCCCCGUGACCGGUGCAGAACAAAAAGGAGGGUGGCUAGCUGACUCCAUUGUCUGCUUUGAGAUAUGUGUGGGUCAUGUACUCAUGUGCUGGCGCUUUUUGACUGACGUGUGGGACUUGAAUCAAUCUGGUUUGAGUAGUAUAGUAAGGGUUAUAUACUUUACGAAUAUAGGGGCAACUGCCUACCUGCACUCUCAGCGCAUCGGAGGAUUAAGAUUGAGCCAUGUCUGCCGAUACGAUGGUUGAGAGUGUGCCACGUCAUAGGGUGGGCAGCCGGUCAUAUGCUCAUAAAAUCUACUUUUGUAAAGGUUAUUUAGUGAGAGGAUAGCGUCUGCAACAGUGGAGUGGAACCACUACCGUACCUAUAAGGUCACCUCACCUUUAAAAGUAUCAAACGCACUCGCUCGAUAUUAGAAUCCAUGCCAUAUUUUUCUUCCUUUAUGUACAAGGGGUAGAAUGGGUGAGAGGAGGGAGAUAAGCUAGCUCUUCGUAAAGAGAUUGUUUCAAACAGAGUUUGUUCAUUGCUCUUCUUGUAUUGGACGGUGGAACAUAUAUUUGUAUGCCGUUCUAGAACUAUUAGCCAUCUGA